AUGGGUCGCAAAGCUAAAUUUGAUGAAUCCAAAGUUGUAAAAAAAGGGCCCGGCAGAAAGGCACGUAAACAACCUGAUCCUAUUUUUAGAAAAGAACUUCUUGAAGAUGAAAGUGAAAAUAAGAAACUAAGUCACAGGCAAAAGCAGAGAGCAGCAAGAAGGGCAAAGAAAAAGGCUGAAAUAGCAGAAAAGAGAAAGGCUUUAAAACAAGCAAAAAAAAAUGUUAAGGAAAAGAAAGAUGAUAAUGAAAAUGAAGAGAAUUUAAAUUCUGAUCAAGAAAUCGAAGGAGGUUUCACUGACGAUAAUAAAAAGUGGCUUACUUUAAAGAAAAAUGUUAAAACCAAACCUAAAGUGCAGUCAGAAAGUGACGGUGAAAAUGAAAUGAGUUCUGAAGCUGAACAGGAUACUGAUGACGAUGACGAUAAGGAUGAAGAAGAUGCUAAAAUUAGUAGCGGUAAAGAGAAAUAUAAGGUUGGCACAUUGGAUGAUUUGUUUGAAGAUUCUGACAAUGAUGAUGAAGAUGAAAACAAAUCAGAUAAUGAAAAUGAUACAAGCAAAUUGACUUAUGAUUCUGACUCUAGUGAUGAAGAUAUCAAGGAUAAUGACGAUGAGGAUGAUGAGGGUGAUGACGAUGAUGAUAUGUUACCUAUAGAGAAAGCUAAUGUGAAGCUGAAAAAGAAACAAAAACUGGACAAAAAAUUAGCUGACGAAGAGAUGCAAUUAAACAUAUCCAAGCAAGAUAUAUUUGCAUUUCCCACAGAGGAAGAAUUACAAAAUCCAACCAGUCUACAAGAUAUUCAUCAGAGAAUUAAAGAUGUUGUUCAUGUUUUAAGUGAUUUUAAUCACUUAAAGCAGGAAGGCAGAUCCCGUUGUGAAUACACUGACUUGCUCCUAAAAGAUUUAUGUAUGUAUUAUAGCUAUAAUGAAUUUUUAAUGGAGGUACUAAUGCAAAUAUUCCCAGUCCAAGAACUUGUUGAAUUUUUAGAAUCAAGUGAAGUUUCUCGACCCGUUACCAUAAGGACAAACAGUCUCAAAACAAGAAGGCGUGACUUGGCCCAAGCUCUUAUUAAUAGGGGCGUGAAUUUAGACCCUGUUGGUAAAUGGAGUAAGGUUGGCUUGGUUAUAUAUAGUUCAACAGUACCAAUUGGUGCCACACCUGAAUAUUUAGCAGGUCACUAUAUAAUUCAAGGUGCUUCAAGUUUCUUGCCUGUGAUGGCUUUGGCGCCACAGGAGAAUGAAAGAAUAUUGGAUAUGUGCGCAGCCCCAGGCGGGAAAGCAUCUCAUAUUGCAGCAAUAAUGAAAAAUACUGGAGCUUUAUUUGCAAAUGAUGCAAAUAAAGAGCGUACAAAGGCUGUUGUUGGAAAUUUUCAUAGAUUGGGUGUUGUGAAUGCCAUUGUUUGUAAUUACGACGGUAGGCAAUUUCCAAAUGUGAUCAAAGGUUUUGACAGAGUUUUAUUGGAUGCUCCUUGUACAGGUACUGGAGUUAUUGCUAAAGAUCCAAGUGUUAAAACAACAAAAGAUCAAAAAGAUAUCCAAAGGUGUUUUAAUCUUCAGAGGCAGUUGUUAUUGGCUGCUAUAGAUUGUUGUAAUGCUAAGUCAAGUACAGGAGGAUACAUAGUGUAUUCAACGUGCUCUAUUCUACCAGAAGAAAAUGAAUGGGUAGUAAAUUAUGCUUUAAAGCGUCGUAAUGUCAAAUUAGUGCCUACUGGUCUUGACUUUGGUACAGAGGGUUUUGUAAAAUAUAGGCAUCAUAGAUUCCAUCCGUCAUUGAAAUUGACGAGAAGAUUUUAUCCACAUACACAUAACAUGGAUGGAUUUUUUGUGGCCAAACUUAAAAAGUUCUCAAAUGUCAUUCCGGAACCAUUCAAAGACGAAGAUGAUGAAGCUGCAGAAACAAAUGAUGACAAAGUAGCGCAAGAAAAUGGUGAUACUAAUUCAACAGAACAAAAGGACAUAGUAGCAAACUCCACACAUACUCCGCUGAAGAGACUUGCCCCUUCAGAAGCAAAAGAACCACAGAAAAGGAAAAAGAUUACAGACAACAAUAGUGAAGAAUCAAAGGAAACCGUAACAAUUAAUGCCAAAACGAAUAAAAAACAUCGAAAGAAGAAAAACAAAAUUAAAGGGAAAGAAGGAAACUUACUGGCUGGCAUUAGCAGUCAAGAAAAUAAUUCUAAUAAAGAUAGUGAAACCCAAACUCCAAACAAGGGUGACAAUUCUAACAAAAUGGACAGUGAAAAUAAAAAGAAAUUACAACCACAUACACCCAAACUAGCAAAAUUAGCAGAAGCAUCUUCAGAAGUUAAAACACAAGCUCAUGUAGGCACUGAAAGUCCUAAAGCAAAAAAGAAUAAAAAAAGUAAAGUUAAAAAAGGUAAUCAGGUAAAUGUAAUAAAUAGCCUCCCUAAUAAAAAAGAGACCAAUGUAUCUGAUAAGGUGCAGUUUGAGGCAUCAAAGAAGUUAAAGAACAAGUUGAAAAAGAAGAAAAAAAUAGGCCAAAUAAAUGAAAAAAAUAAAAAUAAAGAAACAAAAUUCCAAAAAAUGGAUCAGAAAUUAAAAAAGAAAGGCAAAUCUAAAUAG
This is a messenger RNA of Parnassius mnemosyne (clouded apollo), 2580 nucleotides long. Lineage: Eukaryota; Metazoa; Arthropoda; Insecta; Lepidoptera; Papilionidae. The record is from the annotation of a GenBank genome assembly.